This is a messenger RNA of Laccaria bicolor S238N-H82, 1254 nucleotides long. RefSeq lists its product as uncharacterized. Lineage: Eukaryota; Fungi; Basidiomycota; Agaricomycetes; Agaricales; Hydnangiaceae. The transcript is spliced from 5 exons. The coding region runs from base 1 to 1254 and encodes 417 amino acids. The record is from RefSeq and is a predicted model, not a curated record.
AUGGAAAGAUCGAAUCUGCUCACCUGGGAUUUAAACAUACCUGCUAGCUAUUUCACUGACUGGAGAGGGGUCAAAUCGAUUAUGCUAGGAACUCUACUGCAGGCAAUCGUCUCCCAGUCACAACUAGGUCAUGUUGCACAGACCUCGGUGCAUCUGCUCACAUUUCUCUCUGGGGCAUCAGUUUCUGUUGAUGUUGCUACCACAAGAGUCCCUGUCUUUGACUCAGCUAUUCAAUCACCUGAAUAUGGCUUUCGGGUUCUACAUUCCCUCAGAUCUACCGAUUUUCAGGCUAUGCAUCAUACAGGUGCAUCAAUUGAUAUAGCCAAUGAGAUUCUUGCUUUGGAUCCCCUUCACACUCUUUUGGCAGCUUAUGGCCGUGUGUGGGCACCCUUUGAUAUCUAUCUUCCCCAUCAUUUCAUCAUUGUCUUCAUGGUCCCAAGCUCAGCACAAUUUCCUGCUAUCUUUCCAGCUCCAUCCACCCAAACUGCACAGAUUGGUAGCCAGAAUUUACUGGGCUAUCACUCUUCACAUGUUCCUCAUAUGGAUCAUCCUUCUACAGAAUUCUCUUCGUCUUUGCUGUCUCUCACAUCUGAAUCAUACAGCCACAGCCCUUCACCUAUUCCAUCAAUAGAUUUUGCUACAUCUGGACCUCAGGCUUCUCCAUCAUUUAGCCUGGAUUUUGAAAUGACCCAGUUCUUGGCAGAAGAUUCUACUGCAGGGAAUCAAUACUUAUCACUCCUCCACCGAUUCCUACUGGACUCCUACUGGACUCCUGGAUUCCUACUGGAUUCCUACUGGAUUUUAACAUUCUUUCCAGAAAAGCAUUUUCACAUAUGUCUUAAUUCCCCCUCCUACUGGACUCCUACUGAACUCCUACUGGACUCCUACUGGACUCCAAUUGAACUUAAACAAAUACAUAUGUUUACCAUUGACACCAACCUUUUCAAAGAUCUGCAUGACACCUGCGAUACCAUCAAGUGGCACACAGAUUUCUGUAUGCCCCUUGGGAAGCAAAGCCAAAGGCUAAGAAUCCUUAUACAGAGCUGGAAGGUGGUGACCACAAGCGUCUCGCAGAUACUCCAAAGGAUCGCAGGUAUUGCAGGUGUCAUGCAGAUCUUUGAAAAGGUUGGUGUCAAUGAGGUUGCAUGCAACAAUGAAACCACGUUAUGGGCUGACAGCCAUUUUGGCUGGAAAGCAGCUCAGCAAUGGCCCCACUCAGAGUUACUCAGCACUGAUCAGUUCACUCAGUGCUGA